Molecule: messenger RNA, 1391 nt
Organism: Cuscuta campestris
Lineage: Eukaryota; Viridiplantae; Streptophyta; Magnoliopsida; Solanales; Convolvulaceae
Source: the annotation of a GenBank genome assembly
AUAUGAAAUGGCUACUAUUUAUGAGGCAAUACAGCUAGCUGAUCAAAAGAACAUACAUGUGGGGGGGAAAUAAGGCCAAUUUUUAACUUCAAAUAGCACACAAGUAAAUGGCUUCAAAAGUUUUUGCAGCCCUUCUUCAACUUCUUGUGCUGUUCUCUAUUUGUUUCCCCAUUGGCAAUGCCAUCGACUUCAAUUACCCUGCAGUUUUCAACUUCGGUGAUUCAAACUCUGAUACAGGAGGACUUGUCGCAGGGGUUGGCGACCGCCUUGACCCACCCAAUGGAUACGUUUACUUCAAGAAACCCGCUGGGAGGUUCUGUGAUGGACAGUUGAUCAUCGACUUUCUAAUGGAGGCAAUGGAUUUGCCAUUGUUGAACCCUUACUUGGAUUCCAUUGGCAUGCCAAGUUUCAGAAAAGGAUGCAACUUUGCAGCUGCUGGUUCCACCAUACUCCCUGCAACAGCAUCGUCUGUUAGCCCAUUCUCAUUUGCAAGGAAAUAUGAAAAGUACGUACCGGCUGAAAGUUUUUUUCAGGGUGGGCUAUACAUGUUUGAUAUAGGCCAGAAUGAUCUUGCUGGUUCCUUUUAUUCCAAGACACUAGAUCAAGUUCUUGCUUCGAUUCCUACAAUUCUGUUGGAAUUUGAAAACAGGAUUGAGGAACUUUAUGAUCAAGGAGGGGCAAGAAAUUUUUGGAUUCACAACACGGGUCCUCUGGGUUGCUUACCUCAGAAUAUUGCAAAUUUUGGGACUGAUCCAAUAAAGCUGGAUGAGUUGGGAUGUGUAUACUCACAUAACCAGGCUGCUAGACUCUUCAACCUGCAGCUGCAUUCACUCUGCAGGAAGCUGCAAGGCAAAUAUGCUGAUGUAAAUAUCACUUACAUUGAUAUUUUCACAAUCAAGUUUGAUCUCAUUGAUAAUUAUUCCAAAUAUGGAUUUGAGCAGGCUACAAUGGCUUGCUGUGGAGUUGGAGGCCCUCCACUGAACUAUGACAGCCGAGUAUCAUGUGGGCAGAUUAAGGUUAUAAAUGGAACGACAAUCACAGCCAAAGGGUGCAAUGAGAGUAGUGAAUAUAUAAACUGGGAUGGCAUUCAUUACACAGACGCUGCAAAUCAGUAUGUUGCAACGCAAAUUCUCACCGGAAAAUACUCGGAUCCGCCUUUCAGAGACCAGAUGCCUUUCCUGCUUAAACUCAAGUUCUAGUGGCCUAACAUGCUUGUCCUUGUUUCAUUCUUUCACAAACACUGUCUAAUAAAUGGCAUCCAUAAUUAAAAUGAUAUUAGUCUGCAAAAUUCCAUUGGUUUUAUCAGCUGUAAUGAAGUUUUUAUUGUAAUGAAAGGGAAAAAAAGGUAAUUAGAAAAGGACAACACAAAGUAGAGGCAUACCUGUUUAUCA